Letharia columbiana is the source of this 366-nucleotide messenger RNA. RefSeq lists its product as uncharacterized. The coding region runs from base 1 to 366 and encodes 121 amino acids. The record is from RefSeq and is a predicted model, not a curated record. The transcript is spliced from 2 exons. NCBI's taxonomy places the organism in Eukaryota, Fungi, Ascomycota, Lecanoromycetes, Lecanorales, Parmeliaceae.
AUGGAUACUGGGAAGGAAGGAGGAGCAGCUUUAUAUGGGAUAUUCUUGCCCGAUACUCUCCAUAAUCAACAUCUAACAUCCGACCUUCCAAAUUCUUCCAGCACAUUGAGUGUCGACAGUACAAAUACCCGAAGGACCCUUUUUAGGGUUCGCACCAGGAUACAUGUGAUCUUCGAGAGUCGCCGUCCCACCAUCCGCCCGGUCGUUGACCUGGCACCGAAUAUCAUCCGCCCCACUGUUGAUGCCUUCUGUCAAGCAGCUGUUGCAGUACUGAUGUCCAUCCGCUGGGGUAUUGCCAGCGAUGCCAGCAUAGCCGUCAUACCCAGAAUCUCUGGUGCAGAACACCGUCUCGCUCAGGCUGGCUAG